AUGUGUUCCAUCAAUGUGGCGGGCACUGCAAGCUGCUGGAAGAGGACGAAGCGCUGCAAUGCAGCACGGACCAAAUGGCUAGGUGGGAAGCGAGAAGGCAGGGAAAUGUACAAGAAGGCCCGGGUGAAGCAGUCCAAUCUGCAGAAUGCCAGGGCUGAGGUACACAAGUUCCUGCAACACCACGGCAUUUACAGUGACAGCUUCGAUGCAAACGUGGCCAAGGAGUCGUUUUGUGGUUUGUACCGAACCUAUCCACUUCAUUUGGCAGCAAAAAGGGAGACUGGCAGACGCUGGCAGACGGUUCGUCUGCUCCUGCACUUCGGCGCAAACCCCUUGCAGCUGGACAGCCGCGAAAGCACUCCUUACUACUGCAUGGGGCAAAUUGCGCGGAUGAGAGCUCAGAGCCUAACAAGCUUUUGUGGCAUUGAAUGUCCGGAUGUGCAAAGGUAG
This is a messenger RNA of Symbiodinium necroappetens, 450 nucleotides long. The record is from the annotation of a GenBank genome assembly. Lineage: Eukaryota; Dinophyceae; Suessiales; Symbiodiniaceae.